Molecule: messenger RNA, 6907 nt
Organism: Limulus polyphemus (Atlantic horseshoe crab)
Lineage: Eukaryota; Metazoa; Arthropoda; Merostomata; Xiphosura; Limulidae
Product: arfGAP with SH3 domain, ANK repeat and PH domain-containing protein-like
Exons: 29
Coding region: 198-3374 (1058 amino acids)
Biological process (GO): positive regulation of GTPase activity
Cellular component (GO): cytoplasm
Molecular function (GO): protein binding; GTPase activator activity
Source: RefSeq, a predicted model, not a curated record
UAAAGGUGUGUCACUGUAUCAGUCUCGUAUGAGGCGUAAGCUACUUAUAUUUAUAAUUUGUCUGGUUAUGGGAAUUUCUAAGUCUACAGCAAAUAGUAGGCCUAUAUUUGUAUUUGUCAUUGGUAUACAUUAAUCUUCUAAUGCGUAAAUGAUUUGAUUUUUUUUUACUAUCACAACAAAAGAUUAAAGAAAGAAAAAUGCUUGGGGGCUUAAUAAUGAACGUUGGGGAGUUUAUUUCCGAUGUUCAGGAAGAUCGUAAUUCACCAACAACUUCAAGCUUUGUAAUAAAAAUGUCGAAGUAUCGCCAAGCUGCCGGAGCUAUAGAAGAGACUCUAGAUUUUGACAGAGAUGGAUUGGGAAAAAUGAAAAAAGCUGUUAAGGCAGUGUGCAGCAGUGGAAAUGUUUUUUUAGAUGAUCAAGUUUCUCUAUCCAAAGCCUUAGACAGGUUGGGAAGCAGUGCUAUGACAAAAGAUAACGAACCACAAAUUGGUGGUGCAUUUAUAAAGUUUUCAGUUCUAACUAAAGAACUUUCACAAUUGAUGAAGACACAGAUGCAGAACAUGAACAACAUCAUCAUGUUUCCUUUAGAGACACUACUGAAAGGAGACCUCAAAGAAGUGAAAGGGGAUCUCAAAAAACCAUUUGACAAAGCUUCAAGGGAUUAUGAGACCAAAAUGGCUAAACUUGAAAAAGAGAAAAAACAAGCAGCAAAGGAAGCUGGAAUGAUAAGAACAGAAAUAACACCAGCAGAGGUUGCAGAUGAAAUGGAAGAAGAAAGAAGAAUGUUUCAGUUACAACUAUGUGAGUUCCUAAUUAAAGUGAAUGAAAUUAAAACCAAGAAAGGCCAGGAACUUGUACAGCAUUUAGUUGAGUAUUACCAAGCCCAGCAAAGUUAUUUCCAAGAUGGAGUGAAAAUGAUGGCCCAACUGAAAAAUUAUAUUGAGAAUCUUUCUGGUCAACUCCAUAAAAUUCGGCUUAACCAGGAGGAAGAGAGAAAAAAAUUAGUGGACCUGAAAACUUUGCUACUUAAUUCUCCCUCUCUAAACCUUUCAGAGUCCACAGGCUCUGUAGUUUCUGGUUACACUUUACAUCAGUUGAAAGGAGAUAAAACACAUGGCUGUAAGAAAACUGGAUAUCUUUACAAGAAGUCUGAAGGAAAGAUGAGAAAAGUUUGGCAAAAACGGAAAUGUGAUGUUCAAGAUGGAUUUCUGUUUGUUUACCAUUCUGAUGAAAACAGACCUCCUACCAAGCUUAAUUUGUUAACUUGUCAAGUGAAGUUAGUCCCAGAAGAAAAGAAGUGUUUUGAUCUUGUCUCAUAUAACAGAACUUACCACUUUCAAGCUGAUGAUGAUGCUGAAAUGGAUGUCUGGAUGUCUGUCUUGGUGAACUCUAAAGAAGGAGCAUUAAGAAAAGCUUUUGAUGAUUCUGAACAAACUGGUGAGGAUAAAGUUAGCCAGAGUUUGAUUGAAGUGAAGCAAUGCAUAAUAAAUCAGAUACAGGUAUUACCUGGGAACGACCAUUGCUGUGAUUGUAGCUCAACAAAAGAUCCAACAUGGCUGUCAACAAACUAUGGCAUUUUAACUUGUAUAGAAUGCUCGGGAAUCCACCGUGAACUGGGUGUCCAUAUAUCUAGGAUUCAGUCUCUUACUCUGGACAAUAUUGGCACAUCACUGCUGUUGCUGGCAAGAGAAAUGGGUAACAACAGAUUUAAUGAAGUGAUGGAAGCAACAUUAAGUUCCUCAUCAAAACCUUCGAAGGACAGUUCCAUGGAGGAAAGAUGCAGUUUUAUUAAAGCAAAGUAUGUCGAGCGUAAGUUUGCACUUCAUACAUGCAGAGAUGAAAAUGACCUGAAAAAUGACCUUGAGCAUGCAGUCUCAUCAAAAAAUUUGGUUCAGCUGUUAGAAGCCUUUGCUGAAGGUGCUGAUCUCACUUGGACUUUACCCAGUAGUCAAUGCGGAGAGACUGCACUUCAUCUUGCUGUUGACCAGGAACAAAAUUCAUCACUACAUAUUGUUGACUUUCUUAUACAAAAUAGUAAAAAUCUGGACAAACAAACAAGCCAAGGAAAUACAGCUCUACAUAUUUGUGCCCUCCACAACAAAACUGAAUGCAUGAAACUAUUGUUACGAAGUAGCGCAAAUCCUCAUUUGAAGAAUGUUGAUGGCAAGUCUCCUCUGGACCUUGCUAAGGAGAUGAAUUUCUCUGCAUGUAUUGAACUGCUGGAACAUGAUUUGCAGAACAAAAAAGCCCUCUUUGAGAAUGUCAGUGUAGAUUGUUUCUUCACUCAAGAUGAUGUAGAUGGCUGGGUAGACUUCAGUGAUGAUGAGUUAGACGACAAGUCAUCUGUCUCAGAAUAUGGACAGGGUAAACCCCUGUCAAAAGCGGCAUCUCGACUAUCGACAUCUAUAAGAAAACUUUCUCUACCUUUACCUGAUGGAACCAGCUGUGAGGGGAAACCUUCAACAAGCCCACUGGUGUCUCAGACAUCAUCUACUAGAUGGGGUUUUGUUGAGUCAUCAAAUAGGUUAAGCUAUGAACCAACAAUCAAUGGGGAAAUUUCUGCUGAAAUACCAUUUCAAGACAUGACCUCCUCUUGCUCUUCUUUGCCACUAUCAUCUUCAGUGCAUCCUCCUUUAACAAAUACAAGACCUGGCCUAGUCUCAUAUGGAAGUAUAAAGAAGCGAACAGCACCACGACCCCCACCUGUUCCUCCAACUUCCUCAUUAGGAGUGAAAGGUCAUGUUCGUAGACAGUCUAAUCCUGAACCUUGUACAGUGCCUCCUAGUGGAAAGGAUAAUAAAAAAGUACUGACAGUAUCCACAACAGAGAUCAAAGUUUCUACAAAUGAUAACAUUGUUUAUGGGAAAAGUAACCUAGGAACUGCAGCAGCUGAACCACAAAAUGGAAUAAGCAGCAAAGUCCUACCCCCAAAACCAACAGAAACCCAAAUAGCCAAAAGCACUUUUGAGAGGCGGUCAUCACAGCUGUAUAGCUCUCUACGGAGACCAAAAGCUCCCCCACCUCCAGUACCUCCUGCUUUGGCCAAUCAACAUUGUAAGACAGGACUAAACAGUGGCAGUUCUACAGAAAGUCUGUCUACAAGUGUUUCCAGCAGUGGUCAAUUACAGUUAAUUGACCAGCCACCUGUUCCACUUCCCAGAAAACGGCCUGAUCUGAUUAAGCCACGUCGUUGUCAAACACUCUAUGAUUGUGAGGGUGAUGAAGAAGAUGAGCUAUCAUUCAAAAAAGGUGAAAUCAUCAUAGUGCUUCGAGAAAGAACGAAAGAUGAUGACUGGAUGGAAGGUAUGAUUCAGGGACAGCCCAGUAGAAGAGGUCUUUUUCCAACCAGCUUUGUUCACAUGCUUUCAGACUGAAAGACUAAUUUAUAUAAAAAAUUGUGUAAAACACAAAUCUUGGACAGACUUGCAGACUUGCAGGUUAUGUCACAUCAGCUGCAACUAGUAUCUUCCCUGCUUUGAACUGCAAGAAUCUCCUACCUUAAUAAUGUGAUUUCUUUAAAUUUCUUGAUGAGCAAGAAGUUGUAGGAAUUAAUCAAUCUCACUGGAUUGUGUAAGGUGUAUAAUAAGGUAAUACUAUAAAAAUGUUAACUAGCUGUAAAGAUGUAUUUCUAGUAUUCUUUUGUAAUGCUAUGCUUUUAAUGUAUUUUGAUAAUUUAUCUGGUUUAGCAAAAGUUUCAUGAAGGUUCACUGAUUACUUUUCUGUUGUUAAGUAAUGUGGUGUGGUGCUUCUUUAGUAACUUGAAUCAAAGUCAGGGCGUAAAUCUCUGUCAAAGAUUUACCAUGAGAUAUUUCCAUAAAGAAGAAGGGGCUUUGUAAAGAAUGGUUGUUAUGUACAGAGCAUUCAUUCAUUCAUUAUAAAAGAAAAAUAUGAAUUAGUGUAGUCAGUUAAAUUGAUAAGUGUUGCAAGGGACCUGACUUUAAGGUAUCACUGAUUAGUUUAUAUGUGAUUAUGGGACCACCCCUGAAAGAAAAUUUGAGAUCCAGCAUUGAUCUCAGAAUGUUCUCAGGUGUGUUGAAGCAUUAUUAUAUUGAACCAAAGUAUGAAUUUUAUAUGAAUGUAUAAUUGUGAUGUUUGAAAUAAGUUUGAUUACAGCUGGGUCAUUUGGUUACCUUAAUACCAGAUUUUAAGUUUCUAGUCACAUACAGCUAGACAACCAAAUAUUUGUAGAGUAAAAUAUUAAACUACUUAUGUUAGAUAUUAAGACCUAAGUUCUAGCUCUUUUAUUGGGGGAAAAUGUACAUUAGCUGUUGUUUUUCAAAUGCAUAAUAUUUCUUAUUGCAUUAUUUAUGUAUAUCAUUAUAUACAAAUGGUUAAUAAGUGCACUGAAUUUUAUGUGUAUUUAUAAUUUCAAUAUUGAAUUAUUAUAGAAGUCAGUAGCAUGUGAAAGUCAUCAACACUGAAGGCGUAAGUUAUAGUCAUCUUUUAUACUCAUUCUGUAUUAGGUCUCCAAAGCUUAGUAUACAUAUAAAAGCAUAAAAAAAAUAUGAAAUCCUAUAUCUAGAGAGCUUUAAGGGGAUGAACAUUUCUUCAUCAGGGCAAAUUUGGAAUUCCCAGUUUAUUCCUGAUGAAGAAAUGCCCAACUUUAGAAGGCAGUUAGGUUUUUGGGUUUUGUCUUUAAUUGACAUUUUGAACUUAACAGUAUGUGUCAUAAUUGCUUAUAAUAAUAAAAACUGAUUUGUAUUUAAUAAGAGGUAGUCCACAUGAGCAUGCAUUAUUUUAAUUUAACAUCUAUUUUAUUGCAUAGUUUCAUGCAAGUGAGAGUCCAAUUAAGCAUUCUAAAGAGAGAAAAAACUUCAGGUCACCAAACCUUUUACUUGCUAGAUUAAUAGGCAUCGGUUUACUAAUAUCAUACUAAAUUAUUUUUUGUCACUUAUUGGAGAAACAAAAUCAUAUUACAGAAUCACUCACACAUACAUGAAAACCUGCUAAUUAACUUUACAUGACCGUAAUAACGUUUUUUAGGCAGAAACAUAACUUUUUUUAACAUUUUUCCUUUUCUUUCAGUUUCAUUCUCAAAAAUAUUUUGUUUAGUGAUUUUAAAAUUUUACGUUGAAGUGAAAACGGGAAGAUAUAAAAUUAUGCUGUUGAAAGUAUCAAGCAUGUUAGAGUGAGUAGUUUGCUAAUAGUGCAGUAAUCCACCUAAUAUAGUUAGAGAGCAGUGGAAAUUGUAAUUCUGAAAACAAAAAUAUUAGUUUGUUUUCUCAUUGAUAAAUAUGGUUUUUAUGCUGCAAUGAUUCAUAUAUCACAUAAUAUUGCUACUAAUAAAUCUAGUAUUAAGAGAGGUUAUUGCUUGGGGGAAAUGCCAGCAUUAAUAUAUUCCAGUAUUGCUUUCACUCCUUUUUUUUAAUAUUAAUUCUAUAUAUAAUCUGAUGUAUAAAUUAUCUUUAUGGUGUCGACAUAUGGCAGGAAAUUUUUUAUCAUGUUCAUAAUGAUAACAAUACACAGUCUAAGUACCAUAAUGUAACAAACACAUUGUGGUAAGUAGUUUGAUUUUGAUAUACGGGUUUUUAAUUUUUUCCCAAUUGGUUGUAGUCCAUUUUCAUAUUAAUUAUUUACGAGUUUCAGGCUACAAGAUGUAAAACUGCCUGAGCAGUAUUAGUCUAAGCAUAUGAAGCUUUAGUAUCAGUAUAUAGAAAUGUUCGUAGCAAGGCCUAGUAUCAAAAACUUCCUAAGAAAUCAGUUAAAUGAAGUUCAAAAUUUGUUUUCAGUUGUUAAUAGAAGAAAAUAAACUGCACAAUAAAUAAUUGUUCUAGGUCUAAAUUUGAAUCUGAGAAAUAUUUUGAGUCAUCUAAACUAGAAAUUGUUUUCUCUUUGAAAGUAUUUAAGUAGUAUAUGAAAGUACUUUUAUUAAGUUGAAACCUUAAAUUUGAAAUAAACUUCUAUACUCUGAAGUAUUAAAAUUAUAAAAUCAACUCGUGAUAGAUUUUAAACCAAAGUAUUAUUUUUAUAUAAUUUUAUAUUAGCAUUAAAUUCCUCACCAAGGUUCUUCAGAUAGUUCUUUGUAUUAUAAUCUUUAGAGAAAUGUCUCCUAGCACUGUGUUUUAUGCUACAAUAGUAAUAUACUGUAAUAUACUUACUUGUUUUAUUUUUUUGUUACAUAACCACAACUUUUAAAUAUUUAUGGGUCUCAUAAAUGCCUACAAAAUACUCUUCAAAUGAAACAUACAUCACUGGUAUAUAUAAAUUCUUAAAUUAAUUUUCAAAUGUAAGACACGUUUCUGCUUUUGUUAAAAAGAGAUAAAUGAAAAAGUAUUUUUCUGAUGAUGAUAUUUUGCAUUAAAUAAUCAUUUUAUUAUUAGGUAGACCAGAGUUUGAAAGUUUAAAACCACAUGUUUUCAUAACCAUAAAUUAUACAGCAAGGUGGGUGAGUUAGAAAAGUUAAAGUAUUUUCUCUACAGACAUUUUCAAAACAAGCUAUUAAUUGUGAACAUGAAAGUUUAGUUACUGUCUUGGAUUGAAGUUAUUUUUUCAAAUCUUAACAAGUUUGUUGAAAAUCAACAUUGUCUACAAAACUUUUGCAUUGACCAUUAAGUUUUGAUGACAAGUUUGUAUAUGUCAUGCAUGGUCUUUUUUUUCAUAUUUGGAAACAUUAAUGUACACAGCAUUGAUUAAAAUUUCUUCUCUUCAAGAUGUGUGAUAUUAUGAAGUUUUAAAACCUUAUCAGUGGUUAAGCAUUCAAUUAAAUAAGAAUAUAAUAUUUCUUUUAUUGCAGUAUGUUUUUCAUUAGGGUUCACUGUGCCAAAAGUGUACAAUGUCAUGUGGUUUCAUGCAUCGAGCUUGUAAAUAGCUGUUAAAAUUUAUGUAGUUGUGACUUUUUUUUGUACAUUCUGCAUUUAUUGAUGUCAUAGGCAACAACUACUUCUGUUACUGACAUACAAAAAAAAAA